Molecule: messenger RNA, 3999 nt
Organism: Juglans regia (Persian walnut)
Lineage: Eukaryota; Viridiplantae; Streptophyta; Magnoliopsida; Fagales; Juglandaceae
Product: nuclear intron maturase 1, mitochondrial
Exons: 4
Coding region: 190-2295 (701 amino acids)
Biological process (GO): mRNA processing
Source: RefSeq, a predicted model, not a curated record
UAUCCUGAAACAAGCCUUAGGCGGAGCACGAUGUCGCCGGCUUCAAACCCAAAACCCUCCUCUUAUUCCAAUCAAAACUUCCGCCCAGAAUAGGUUGAAAAUUUCCGACCAAUUUGCAUGUCUAAAUUUCUUAGCGAAGCUCGGUAGAUACUCUCUCUAGUUUUCAUUGUCAGUCAAAAGAAAAUAAAAAUGUCAGUCAGAACACUUAUCAAACACCUCCAUUGCCACCACCAUUACUUGAUUAAACCCCUUGCUUCCUCUCGCUCCCUUUCCUCCAUCGCAACCUACCCUCUGUCACAGCCACCACGCCACGUUAUCCAAAACCACAACCAAGAUCAAGACCCGUACUCACUCCUCAAGGAGGAUCCUAUCCAAAUCUGCUCCUCCCUCUGGGUCAAGACAUUUUCUUCACCACCCGACAUAACCUUCCCUAACCUCACUGGCUUCCUCUCCAAACUCGACCUCUGGGUCCUGGCCUACCAGCGCUCCUGCGCUCAAGUGACAGGCACGUUCCCUCCUCGCAACGCCAUCCAUUCUCAUGUCCUCUCCGACCUCCUCUCCCUCCGAAACGCCGUCGUCCAUGGGCAAUUCUUCUGGAACAAGAAGACCCAGCAAUACAUUCGGAGCCCCAACGACAAGCCCCUUACUAGAGUUAUCUCCAAACGCAAGCUUCAGGCGAUUCUUGAAUCCGACGAGCCUUGUUUCCAAGACAGGGUCGUUCAGGAGGUCCUUUUGAUCGUGUUGGAGCCGGUUUUUGAGGCCCGGUUCUCGCCAAAAUCACAAGCGUUUCGGCCUGGACGGAAUGCACAUACGGUGAUUCGGACCAUUCGCAGUAACUUCGCCGGGUACCUGUGGUUCCUGAAAGGCGAUUUGAGUGACAUAUUUGAUAAUGUAGAUGGACGUGUGGUAUUGGGUUGUGUCGAAAAGGCCGUUAAGGAUAAGAAAGUGUUGGGUUUGAUCAAAUCGGCGCUCAAAGGACCGGUUAGGGAUCGAUCACAAUUAGAAACUGAAGAUAAAGAAGAACUGAGAAAGAAGAAGAAACGGCAGUCUAAGAAGAAGAAGAUCCUCAAUGAGAAUGAGCCCAAGCCGGAUCCUUAUUGGUUGAGAACAUUUUUUAAUUUCGCACCUAAAGAGGCUGCUAAGGUACCCUCUUAUGGUUAUUGUGGAAUUCUUAGUCCUUUGCUUGCCAAUGUGUGUCUUAAUGAAUUGGAUCAUAUGAUGGAAGAGAAAAUAGUUGAGUUUUUUAGGCCGUCUAAGCUUGAUUCGAUAUGGAAAGAUUCUAUUAAUGAUGGGUGUCAUAACCCAGCUUGGCCAGAGUUUGUUCCUUCUAGUGGGAAAGAGAAAACUAGGAAAAUGGAUUAUAUACGAUAUGGGGGUCAUUUCUUGAUCGGGAUCCGAGGCCCUAGAGAGGACGCAGUGCAAGUUAGAAAGGAAAUAAUUGAGUUUUGUGAAAGCAGAUUUGGGUUAAGGUUGGAUAAUUCAAAGGUGGAGAUAGAACACAUUACCAGGGGUAUUAAUUUCUUGGACCAUAUAAUUUGUCGCAGGGUGAUACACCCGACACUUCGUUACACUGGUACUGGAGGUAAUAUUGUGAGUGAAAAGGGUGUAGGUACUUUGCUUUCGGUUACUGCUAGCUUACAACAGUGUAUUCGCCAAUUCAGGCGGCUUGAGUUAGUUAAGGGUGAUAAGGAUCCUGAGCCAUUGCCUUGCAACCCAAUGUUGUAUUCAAGUCAAGCUCAUUCAAAUUCCCAGAUGAACAAGUUCCUUGAGACCAUGGCCGAUUGGUACAGAUAUGCUGACAAUCGCAAGAAAGUCGUUGGGUUUUGUGCUUAUGUGAUUAGGAGCUCUUUAGCUAAACUAUAUGCUGCAAGGUAUAGACUAAAGUCUCGUGCCAAGGUGUAUAAGAUAGCUUCACGUGAUCUUAGCCAUCCUCUGAGGGCGAGCAGUAACAAUUCAGCUCCUGAAUAUUCAGAUCUUUUGAGGAUGGGACUUGUCGAUGCUAUUGAAGGUGUUCAGUUUUCUCACAUGUCUUUGAUUCCAUCAUGUGAUUACACCCCGUUUCCUAGGAAUUGGGUCCCGGAUCAUGAGAAUGUGUUGCAAGAAUAUAUUAGACUGCAAGACCCAAAAUUCUUUUGUGAACUGCAUAGAUCAAUUAAACGACAUGGUUUAAGUCUGCCUCAAGAUGAGAUAUCUGAGAUUGUAUGGGACUAUAAAACUUUUGGGGUAUGGAAAAGUCGGUCCUUUGAUGAAACUAAAACAAACGAGGGUUCAGGGAAGGUGGAUGGGACCCUGUGAAUGAAUUCCUUUGUGGAUUUAGGGAAGAACUUUCGAAUAUUGAAAUUGAGCUCCCAUCUUCAUUGCAUACUUGUGGACCAUACAUACUAGACACAAUUGUUAUCUAGCUAAAUGUCUAAGGGAAAUACUCUAGCCACAAAUUGAUUACACAAGUAAUUCCACAAACUGAUAUGAUUUGAUGUGAUUCAUCAGAUUGUAAAGUUACUUUUAUUAUAAAGUAGAUCUAACGGAUUAGAUGAAGUGACAUCAAUUUGUAGGAUUGUUUUUGUGUAAUUCUUUUGUGGAUGUAGCAGUCCUCAAUGUUUAAUAGAGCACAUGUUUGAUGCUUCAAUACCUUCUUGUAAAUGGAUUUUUAAGUCAUUAUCAUGUGAUGUCUAUCCUCCAGAAGGAAUAUGUCCAUACGACAGAAGCGAUUGAAAUGAUUAGAACAGAUUGAACUUGGAAUUGUUACAUUAAGGAAAAGUCAGAAGGGGCACUUACCGGGGAAUUAGAUAAGAUUAGAUUUUCUGGAAUGAUUGCUUCCGAGCAGCUUGUGUGAUACUCAAGAAUGACUGCUCCUGAAGGGAUUGAUAUGUUCAAGCUGAAUGUGCUAGCCAAGACAAGAUGAAGGCCAAAUAAUUGGUUGAGAUGGCAAAGUAAUCUUGAUUGUGAAUGGAGAUUACAGGAAGCACACCCGAGAAAAAGUGCUCGAGGAAGCAUGUAAAUUUGUGCAGAUUUAAGUGUUGCUAGUCCUUGUUAGAGAAGAUUUUGGCAAACACGAACAUUCCUGGCUUCAAUUUGGUUGGCUCACUGCAGGUUUAUUUUGAUCUUCUUAAUCUCUCCUUUGUUUGGUGGCACAUCUGAACCGGGUCAGUCUUGGAUCAUAAGAUUCUCCUUCUCCUGGCUUCUUAGUUUGGUGGUACAUUCGAUGUUCCUGCACAUUCUUGCCUUUUGCGAGUCUCUAAAACCAUGAGGCAACUGCAGAUCUUACCUAUGGUUGGAUUUGGAUGGGAAGAAUUCCACCGUACGGGCAGGCACCUGCAUGAGCAGCGGUGGUGGCGAUGGUGAAUACAAAAUCCUAAGGCCUGAUCAUCUCAUUUUAUCUCACUAUCCAAACCAGAGCUAAAUCAGAAUGCAUCACCCAUUGAAAUCUACUGCAAUUGCAUUGGGCAUUUGUUGCUGUUGCAUAGUACCUUUGGAGGGUCUGUGCAAGAAGAUUGGGUGUACUGUGGAAUUGAGGAGCAAUGAAGGGGUGUUCAGAAGAAAAUUUUAUGUUUUUAGUAAAGGAUUGUCUAUUUAUAUCUCAAGCUAUUAAGUUUAUGGAUGUCAUCUAAUCGGGUGAACCUGAAUGUAUUUCCCAUCAGUAGCAACCCUCACAGGACACCAUGGAAGAAAACCUUUAGGCAGGGAGAACCCCUCCAACAGUUCUUCAUGGGCUUUUUGCUUGCAGAGAGCUCCACCAUGGUAAAUCUCUGCUUUUAUCUGUAAGACUCGAUCACUUGAGUUGCCAUUUAAUUUGCAUGUUUUCCGGGUGAAGAGUGAAGAUGCGAUAUGGAAGGAAUUAAAUAGCAUUGUGGGAAGUGUAGGGGUAUGCAUGCAUGGGGCUUUAUAUAUUGGGUAAGGCUUGCACCUGUUAUCGUGGAUGCAUGACAUUGUUUGGCGUUUACAUUGGUAUUUAAUAUUUAUGAUUAUAAUCAUCUCAUUACCAUAUUUCUAUUUAGGAAA